Messenger RNA from Ipomoea triloba (trilobed morning glory), 2417 nucleotides. Its product is annotated as probable inactive receptor kinase At1g48480. Lineage: Eukaryota; Viridiplantae; Streptophyta; Magnoliopsida; Solanales; Convolvulaceae. Gene Ontology annotation, molecular function: ATP binding; protein kinase activity; protein binding. The record is from RefSeq and is a predicted model, not a curated record. The transcript has 2 exons. Gene Ontology annotation, biological process: protein phosphorylation. The coding region runs from base 268 to 2172 and encodes 634 amino acids.
GAUAUGGGUGGGCGAUUUCAAGUUUGGAGUUAAAACUUAUUAAUUGAAGGCAUGACCCACCUGGGAAUGGUGAUUUGGAUUUGAGAAAUAUUUUUUGUUGCCUCAAAUCUGCUGUUUCUGCGUCUAAAUUCAAGAAUCUGACAGUGAUAGCAAAGGAGAAAGCAAGAACAUGAAGUCCACUCCUUUCUAGUCCUACUAAAUAAGCCACACUAGAAAAUCGACAAAACGUAAGAUUUGAUUUUUUCGAGUUUUCCGACGUUUUAUUCGAUGAAAAUGAGGUUUCAAUUCGUCUUCUGCUUCGCCGCCGCCAUAAUUUCCAUUUCCAUCUUUUUCUCGACUGCUGACCUCGCCGGCGACCGCGCCGCGCUAUUGGCGCUCCGAUCCGCCGUGGGCGGCCGCGCUCUGCUCUGGAACUUGUCGGAGCCGAAUGCGUGUUCUUGGCCGGGGGUUCAGUGCUCCUCCGACAGGAAAUUCGUGGCGGAGCUUCACCUCCCCGGAAUGGGUCUCUCCGGGAAAAUCCCGCCGGGGAGUAUCGGAAAUCUCACCGGCCUUCAGACGCUUAGUCUCCGGUACAAUGCUCUCUCCGGUCCGCUCCCGCCGGACCUUUUUUCGUCGCUACGCGACCUCCGGAACGUUUAUCUUCAGCACAAUUUCUUCUCCGGUCCAAUUCCCGGCGCCGUUUUCUCGUUACCGAACCUCAUUCGCCUAAAUCUCGCUCAUAAUAACUUCUCCGGUUCCCUGCCGGCGUCAAUUAACAACUUAACCCGUUUGGCCACUCUCUACUUGCAGGAGAAUCAGUUUUCCGGGUCGAUUCCGGAGCUCCAUUUACCCGGUUUGAUCCAGUUCAAUGCUUCCGAUAACCAAUUUUCCGGCCCGAUUCCGGCGGAGUUAUCGGGUCGGGACAAGAGUGAAUUUCAGGGCAAUUCACUCUGCGGGCCGCCGCUGGAUCUUUGCGGCGGCGGCGGGCAGUCUAAGAGUAAGAAAAAACUCUCCGGCGGCGCUAUCGCCGGAAUUGUAAUUGGCUGCGUCGUCGGAUUUCUAUUGAUUCUUCUCCUUCUAUUCUUUCUGUGUCGAAAGAGGGCCGAAAAUGAGCCCAGAUCGGCGGCGGCCGCAAAUAAGCAGUCGGAGAUCGAGAUUCCACAGGAAAAGCCCGCCGGAACCCUGGGCGGCGGACUGGCGGCGUUGGGGGCGAGAGAGAAGGAGAAAGGAAAGGCGGACGCCAUUGCCGGCGGCAACGGGAAGCACUUGGUGUUUUUUACCAAAACACCCCGGAGCUUUGACUUGGAUGAUCUGUUGAAGGCCUCAGCUGAAGUGCUGGGGAAGGGCACUUUCGGAACUGCAUACAAAGCUGUUCUUGAAAUGGGGUUAACAAUGGUGGUGAAGAGGCUGAGGGAUGUGAGUGUGCCUGAAAAUGAGUUCAAAGAGAAGAUUGAAGAAGUGGGGAAGAUGAACAAUGAAAAUCUUGUCCCUCUCAGAGCCUAUUACUAUAGCCGAGACGAAAAGCUUCUCGUUUACGAUUACAUCGCAAUGGGAAGCUUAUCUGCACUCUUACACGGUAAUAAAGGCGCAGGUAGGACACCGCUAAACUGGGAAACACGAGCCUCGAUUGCCCUAAAUGCAGCCCGGGGGAUCUCGUACCUCCAUUCGCAAGGCCCAUCCACUUCACAUGGCAACAUUAAGUCAUCGAAUAUUCUCCUGACUAAAUCCUACGAGGGUCGUGUUUCUGACUUUGGCCUCGCUCAGCUCAUCGGCCCCUCGUCCACACCUAACCGUGUGGAUGGCUAUAGGGCGCCCGAGGUAACAGAGCCUCGUAAAGUAUCCCAGAAAGCCGAUGUUUACAGUUUUGGCGUGUUACUCCUCGAGCUGCUUACGGGGAAGGCUCCUACUCACUCGCUGACGAACGAGGAAGGUAUUGAUCUGCCCCGAUGGGUGCAGUCCAUCGUCCGGGAGGAGUGGAGUGCGGAGGUGUUUGAUCUCGAGCUCCUCAGGUACCAAAACGUCGAGGAGGACAUGGUUCAGCUCCUGCAGCUCGCAGUUGAUUGCACCGCUCAGUACCCCGACCAGCGCCCUUCGAUGGCCGAGGUUACUAGCCAAAUCGAAGACCUUUGUCGUUCGAGCUUCCAGGACUCUCAUGGCGAUAUAAUCGACGACAUAGAACAACCAAAUGCAUAAUCUGUCACCCUCAGUUGGAAGAAACAAAACAUCCCUUUCCUCACAUUUCCUUUUUUUUUUUUUUCUUUUUUUUUCAAUUCUUGAUUUGGUGUUUUAGGUGUUUUCUUAUAGGAGGGUGGGGAAUGGGGAUUCAGAUAUUAUUCUUUUUUCUUUUCUUAAAUUGUGUGAACUGUACAAUAACUGUCAAUUGUUUCUUUCUUGAAUCUCUAGGUUUUUUGCUUCUUAAUACAAGAUUGUUUCUGACA